CGCUUUUAGCCGGUUAACAGACCGUGUGGUGAAAUCAGAAUAUCAAUUGGCAAAGCUUGAAUUUUAAAGUAGCUUUAACCAUUAAAAUAUUUUUCAAUUUGAAUUCUUGUUAAGUUUUUUUUUUUUUUUGGUAACUGCAAUAUGUCUAAACCUAUUGUAGGAUAUUGGGACCUUCGUGGCUUAACGGAACCCAUACGUUACUUGCUUCAUUAUAAGAAAGUAGAUUUUGUCGACAAACGUUAUGCUUUCGAUAAAGAUGAUUGGAAAAAUGAAAAAUUUACGCUUGGCUUAGAUUUCCCGAACUUGCCUUAUUAUAUUGAAGGUGAUAUCAAACUCACUCAAAGCAACGCUAUUUUGAGAUAUUUAGCUAGAAAAUAUGAUUUGGAAGGCAAAGACGACGAGCAAAAGCUACGGGUAUCUUUGGUGGAACAGCAAAUGACCGACUUGCAUUAUGCUUUGGUCCUUUUAGUGUACAGAAGUGAUUAUGAUGAAAAAGUCAAAGCCGAAUUUAUUCAGAACAUUCCAAAUUUGUUGAAGCCAUGGGAGAAGUACAUUGGGGAGAAUAAAUAUCUGACUGGAGAUAGUAUAACUUAUGUUGAUUUUAUGGCUUAUGAUGUUUUCGAUUUCUACAGGUUGUUCCAUAAAGAGGCUUUGGAUGAUUUUCCUAAAAUCAAGGCUUUCCAAGAAAGAAUGAAGAAUUUGCCUGAAUUACAAGAAUAUAUGAAUUCUUCCACAUACCAAAACAGGAGAUGGCCCAUUUUUGGACCAACAGCUAAAGAUUGCGGUGGAGGUGAUCCACCUGAGCAUCUUUAAACUCUUGAAAACUGUGAGAAGUCAUUUACACCCAAAGAAAUAGUAGAAAAUCACUUUUCAAUUGUUGAUUAUUUAUUUUGACAAAAUAUUUUAUGACAUAAUUAGAAAAUAUUUCUAAUUACAACGUGUUAACAAAACAAACUGGUGGCUUUAGAUUAAUCCAAUUUUAUAAAAUAUACUGUAUCAGUGUUUCAAACUAAAUUGUGCAAAUUUGAAGUGCUUCUAUAUGCCCAUGCCAGGUUUUAAUUGGUAACAUGAAAUAUAAUAUAAUCCAUAUAUUACUUUUAAAACUUUCCAUGACUAAAGUUUUCAGGGCUUUUGGAGUUGCCUUCUUGGAAUAAUAAAUAUCUGGUUAGCAGGUUAAAUAAAAUUUUGUUUGUUAAAAUUGGUUAAAACUUCUGUAAUAUUUUUAUUAAAUCCACUUGUAAUUAUUUAAACAGUGCAUUGGAAUUUUUCCAGGUUUUGAUCAUGAUGAAAUUAAAGUUACAUUUAAUUCUGAUGGCAUGUUUAAUUUCAGACAAAUUUUUGAAAUGGCUCUGUUUUUUUAUAAAUUUAUAAGUAUAUAAGGCUUUGUUUUAAACAUAUUUUACAAAGCUGUAUUUUUUAUUUAAGAAAAAUGGAUUAUCUGAAUUGCAUUGAAAUACACAUUAAUGAUUAUAUUUUAAAAGGCUGUUUGGAAAGUAAAAUCUG
Molecule: messenger RNA, 1503 nt
Organism: Argiope bruennichi
Lineage: Eukaryota; Metazoa; Arthropoda; Arachnida; Araneae; Araneidae
Product: glutathione S-transferase Mu 1-like
Exons: 2
Coding region: 142-813 (223 amino acids)
Biological process (GO): glutathione metabolic process
Molecular function (GO): glutathione transferase activity
Source: RefSeq, a predicted model, not a curated record